Messenger RNA from Larimichthys crocea (large yellow croaker), 4648 nucleotides. It is a transcript of the gene tgif2, whose product is annotated as TGFB-induced factor homeobox 2. Lineage: Eukaryota; Metazoa; Chordata; Actinopteri; Sciaenidae. The record is from RefSeq and is a predicted model, not a curated record. Gene Ontology annotation, molecular function: DNA binding. Gene Ontology annotation, biological process: regulation of DNA-templated transcription. Bases 346 to 2241 code for a protein of 631 amino acids. The transcript is spliced from 3 exons.
GACGCCGCUUGAUGAGGCGGGAUCAUUUCAGCUGCGACUGUCAAGAUUGGCAAAGAGCUGGCGCUGCUGAGCGCAGGUAAAAAAAGGAACAAGCGACACAAAACAGAAAACAUUUAUCCUGGCGGAAAGCGACGAGUGCGAUGGAAACGGACUGUCCUGCGAAACCUUAUUGUGAGGCAGAAACCCUAAAACGAGGUAUUUAAGUCGGGCGGGAAAAGCGCAACACCUUCAGCUUCUUGGGAAGAAAGUGUCGUUGUGUCAACCAUCGUUUGGCUCUCCCGGGCACGCUUUGUACAGCGAGCAACUUGGACAGCUGCGUGUUUUCAAGCGAGCCAUCAACAAAGAAUGAAAGCAUUCAAACGAGCUCUAGAAGACGAGCAUCGCCCGGAGCAGGAGCACUCCUCGGCUGUGUCGGACAGCGAUGACGGCUCCCCGCUCGACCUGUCAGGAAGAGGGCUCUUUGGGAAGCGCCGUCGCCGCGGCAACCUGCCCAAGGAGGCGGUGCAGAUUCUGCGGAGCUGGCUGUACGAGCACCGCUUCAACGCCUACCCGUCAGAGCAGGAGAAACUCAGUCUGUCAGGCCAGACCAACCUCUCUGUGCUGCAGAUAUGUAACUGGUUCAUCAAUGCACGCCGCCGCCUCCUCCCAGACCUGCUUCGCAAGGAUGGCAAAGAUCCCACAAAAUUCACCAUCUCCCGCAAGGUUGGCGGUAAAGGUGAAAGUCACUCGUCUAAUGGGGGUGGAGCCAGCUCCCCAGAAAGCAACCCAUCAUCACAACAACGCCCGUCUGUCAUCCGCUCUGCCCCCACACUGGACCUCAGUCUUCUUGGGAACACGGCGACAGCUAUUCUGACAGGAGCAGGCUACCCCGGUAAGGAGGGAUCGGUCCAGGCGCUGAUGAAGCUGGAUACGCAAAGUCUACUGAGGGAAGCAGAGGAACAGGGCACUUGUCUUACCAGCACAACAAUGGCAGCUAGCCCCACCAGUGGCCUCUUCAACACCCCACCGCCAACCCCACCAGAGCUGUUCCCCACCCAGGACUUCAGCGACUUGAGGCUCCUGGUCGAUGCAGCGCUACAGAGGGCAGCAGAGCAGGAGAACCUGAAAAGACUCCAGGAGAGCCAGAACAGACCCACAGAUGCAGUAAAGACUGAACCAGUGGAGGCACAGUGCAGUGCUUACAGCAGUGACUUGGGACCCACACCGCCUCCAGAGGACAGCCAACAAGUUAUGGAUCCUUCAAGGGUGCAGAGUCUGAUGGAGAAGGCUAUGGCUGUACCAGUACCCGCUGUAGCCUCAGUGAAGGCUCCAGUGCCUCUGUCCUUAGCGGCCUCUGCACCAGUCUCGGCUCCAGUCCUGGUCUCAGCCCAGAGGCUAUCUCCUCUCCCAAUGAAUAAAGUCAUCUGGAGCCCAUUGGAGAAGGACACUGCCAGAGCUUCCAGCCCAAGUCAGCCCCAGCUCAUUUCAGCCCAUCUGCCAACCUUAGUGCCAGUGUCUGCCUCAGUUUUAGGACAGCCCAAUUCCCCAAAACAAGCUGCUGCUCCAGCCAUCACCCCAGCUUCAUCAUCAGCUCCAUCAUCAGCUCCAUCCUCAAACUCAGUUCAAGCUCUGCUGCACACUGCAUGCCCUGCGGGUGCAUCGGUGCCAGCUACAAGGCCAGUCUCAGUGCCAUCACCAGCCCUUCUCCCAGCCACAAGUUCCAGCACCGUCACUGCUCCAAGCCAGACUUCACCCCACAGCGUAGCGCUUGUUCCAGCUGCUCCUUCUCCGGCCAUCACCUCCUUUACACCCCCCAGAGGAAUCCCGCUUUACCUGCCGUUCCACAAAUCCCCCUUAAUCCCAGUUACAGUUCCAUGUCCAUCACCUGUCUCGACCGCAUCGUCUCCAGCCCCUGUUCACACCACAGUCUUUGCCACGGCACAAGCUCCAACUCCUCUCCCCACCUCAGCCCCAACAUCCUCCUCUACACCAACAAUUGCACCUCUUCUAGGUCUGGCUCCCCACCUCUCUUCUCCGCCUAUUCAGCCCUCCUCCACAAGCAGCAACAGCACCACCACCAACAGUAGCAGUAUUAGUAGUAGUAGUAGUGCACAGAGGAAUUCAACAGUGGUGCCCAGCGUUUGGAGCAUGGUCCAUGCUGAUACCAGGCAACCGAGCUCUCUUCAAGUGGUAAAGACCCCCAUCACCACAGUGUGGGGCCCGCAGCACAGCCUGCACACAGUGAGCGAAACUGUUAACUAGGAGCUGAAAGCACCUUUUUUUUAAAAAUAUAUAUACAAAUAUAAAUAUCAGCAGAGGAGAGGGGCCAAACAUUCCCUUUGGCUGGACAACACUGUAUAUAGGAGAAUGUAUCUUCAUCACCGGCCCCCUUUUUGUCGUUAAAGCCUGUGCCUGCAGAAUACAGGGAAUUAAAUGAGAUGUGUGAAGUAAUGAACGUGGGCUGUUACAGACUUGUUGUUUUCAAGCAACUUUUUAUUGUUUAAAAUAUGCUGUUCUUCGAUGGAGGCGCCUGCUGGUAAAAUCACUUUUGAUGCCAUUUCUCGGAAUGAACAUUCCACAGCGGAGAGUCGACGUAGUGUAUAGUUUUUCAUGACCUUUUCAAAUCUCUUUCCACAUGACGAUUUAUGAACGAGGAAGAGGAUAUCCCUUAAUUGUACAAAAUUUCAACCGGUGUAAUUAUCAGCACCAGCAGUUAGCCUCUUCAGUAGCAGUACCGGACUUUAUUGAAUGUACAAAAGACAUUGAUAUCAUUGGCCAGACUGCCCGUCAUCCACUCCUCUCCCAGGAUUAAAAGGAAGACAUGAGUUUUGUUUUUUUUUCUACACACAGCGUAUUUCUCUACAGUCGUGCAAUUCAGAUGAUUUUUCAGAAUUUAGUCUGUUACGCCACUACUUUCAUCCCCCUUUUUUUUUUUUUUUCUCCAUGGAGAUGAGCAGCAGGGAAAUUGAUUGUACUGCAGCGAGCCUGACUGAAUGACUCGCCUUGAUGUGUCACCCCCACCCACCCUCACCUCCCCAUCUUCCUGCCUUUUUUUUUUAUAGCUAAGGGGAUUCAUCAGCCCUCGUGAAUUGUCAUCUCAACCACCCAAUACAUGGUCUCAAGUUAUACUUUUUCUUCCCCCAACCUAUAAUAGCGCGCCCUGUUUUCUGUGUGUUUUGCCAAAUAAGACGCAGUUAUGUCUGUUGUGAUCAGUUGUGUACAGUUUUCAGGGAUUGUUGUUGUUGAGGAGAAGGAUGGCUGUGGAUAUAGGAUGAAGGGGGAGAAGGUCACAUUGGCUCUGUUACAGAAAUCAAUUUCAGUGGUGAGGUGAGCAGCUUGGUGGCCCCAUGAAGCUCUUACCGCUCCUGACCUGAAACGUUACACUUGCUGUGAGACAUGGCGCCUUUUAGCUUUUGUGGUGCAAAAACACUUUAAAUGUUGGAUCCUCUGAUUUAGAGGAAGUAUAUUAAUUAUCCUUAUUUCCCUGAUUUGAUUUGGUCAAUGUAUUUCAAACCUGAAUGUCUUAUUAGUGGAAAGAUGAAUUGAUGUCUCUACAAGCAAAUGUAGCCCAUGUACUGAAAUUUGUUGGGUUCUUUUUGUUUUGUUUUUGUUUUUUCUCAGGAGGGUAAAAGAGCAUAAUUCUCUUCUUUUUUUUCCAUCAAUGCUUUCCACCUGUGUUUAGAAAUGGUUCCUAUAGAAUUUCUGCUCAUUCAUAAAGCUGUAGUUUCCAUGAAACUGUCUUAGCAUAACCACAAUAUAUGGCUGACCGCCACCUGGAUUCAUUUACAGUAGCAUCAUGUGGAAAAGUUCCUAUGUGAAUAUUACCGUAGCAGAAUUGUGAGGCGAAUCUUCAAUGCUGUCAAGUUUACCAGUGUCACUGAGCUGUGCAUCGUUCAAACAGUUUAGUAUGUGCAAAGAGACGACAGGACGAGAGAGUCUGAUGUCGGGCCACAGUACUUCUGAGCGCCCUCAAAAAAACUUAAUGGCAGAUGUGGAAACUCCAACUCUCUUCUUGUAUUUCCACUUAUUUUUGUUUAGUCUUUCCUCACAGUCAGUUCUGCUCUAUGGAGGAUCUGUCUUUUUGUUUUUUUUUCUGUUACAGGUACUCACUAGACUGAGCAUUUAUACCUCAAUUUACACAGGUCAUGUCAGGCUUGGGUCAUAUGUAGAAUACUAAGUAUUAAAGUAAUAUUUUUAUUGUUCAUAAUACAUCAUGUCACUGUGACAACACCUUAUCGGUUAUAAUACUGGAAGUGGCUGGCUUACGAUUAGGCAGGCAGGUAUUUUCUUUUUCUUUUUUAAUAGCAGGUUUAUAUGUGAUUUUUAGAUGCAAAAUGCCGCUCCAAUCAGAUCAGACAAUGUGAUGAUGCAUGUAAAUAUUUUCAAGGUAUGUUCUCUUUUUUUGUUUUGUAUUGGCAUGAACUUUAUCUCAAACUGUAGUUUCUUUCCAGCCAAAUGCAUUCAAAAAUGUUUUUUCAAGUUCAUGUUGUGAAUCAUGACUGACCUUUGGCAGUAUGACUGGCUGCUGUGCCUUAAACCUACGACUGAGGGAUAAUGUCCCUUUUUUAUAUUAAAAACUUCUCAAUAGUCUGUGCAAUAUAUGCCUUAAACUUUAAAUGUGUGUUUUGUAUAAGCAUUUCAAAGAAAUAAAAGUUCAGUUUUUCAUAAA